AAAAGGGGGGGGCUCUCAGUGAGUCCGGAAGUUCAGUUCCAGACGCCACACCUUCGGCCCCUCUUGCCUUUUCUUACCUCUAGGCGAAGCGAUGGGGAAGGCGCUUUGGGGGCUCAACAGCGCCGCCGCCGCCGCCGCCAAAGAGCUGGAGUCGGGGAGGGGGCGUGCAAAGGGCGCUGCAGGGAACGCGUUGCAAAGAGGGGAGGAAGAGCGCUCAGGGCUGCCUGGAAAAUCCAGCCCCUGCCCCGUCCCGCAUGUCUGCCCCGAGGCGGCCCCAGAGGCCAUCUCUGCAGCAGCAGCAGCUCCUCUGGCAGGCGGACGCUCAGCACAGCUGUCCACAUUGCUGACAUUUAUUCCAGAGGGGUUGGGGUUUUUUUGGUAGUGCAGCAUAACGUUUUGACAACACCCAAAGAUGAAAAUGGAGGAACAAGACGCCUCAGGCCACGCACAAAGGGAGGCAUCGGAGGGAGCAGGAAAAGGCCUCUGUGGACUCCAGGAUGCUGUAGACUGCAAGCCCAAGAUGGAGGAAGAAAGGAAGCCCCCCGCAGCAAUGCAUUCUGGGGAUGGUGAGGGGUCGCCUAGGGAAGCAGCUCCGCGUCAGGUGAAAGAUGAGCCAGAAGAGGGGUUGGCCUGUCAGUGGGAAUCUCAGUGGCAGGACUUCUUGAAGGCUGUGGAGCCCCCUCAGCUGGGGCCAGACAUGCCACCGUCACCUGAGGAGUACGCUCCGUGGGGAGACACGAAAGCCUUCCUGGCCUCCUUUGAGCAAGUGGCUGAAGCCUGCCGGUGGCCCAGAGAAGAGUGGGUGGCUCGACUCUUGCCGGCCCUCCGUGGGGAAGCAGAGGUGGCCUUCAGCACGUUGGAGGGCAGAGACAGAGAGGACUAUGGGAAGGUGAAGAUGGCCCUCUUGCGAAGAGACGCCAUCAGCAGGGAGAAGAGCCGCCAGCACUUCCGACGCUUCUGCUACUGGGAGGCCAAGGGCCCACGGGCCGCAUACAGGCGACUCCAGGAGCUUUGCCGUCAGUGGCUGACGGUCGAGAGACACACCAAGGAGCAGAUUCUGGAGCUGCUGAUCCUGGAGCAGUUCCUGAUUGUCCUGCCGCCAGAGAUCCAGAGCUGGGUGAGGGAGCGUGGCCCUGAGACCUGCUCCCAGGCAGUGGCUGUGGCCGAGGAUUUCCUACUCAGACAGCGAGAGGCGGAGAGACCUGGAAACCAGGUGGCAUUUGAGGAGGUGGCUGUGAAUUUCUCUGAGGCAGAACGUACUCCAGCUGGUAUGGAACAGGGGUUGCUGUAUAUUGAAACGAAGGAGGAGGAGGAGGCCUGCAUGUUGGCAGGCAAAGAGUGGAUGACCAUACAUGAGAGGGAGAGAUUCGCGGCAGAAGAUUCAGACCAAGCAGGGUCACGUGGGGUGUCCGUGUGGAAAGCGGAAGAUGAUGUGCCCCAGUGUUGCUUGCAGGAAAAUGCUUCAGUCAGUCAGGAGAGUCAGCUCAGGACCUUCACAGGGGGUGAUGCAGAUGGAUCUGUACCUUAUGGGGGAGAUUACAAGACCCUUAUUGUAACUGCAGUCCAGACAGAAAUUGGCACUGGGAAGAAACGGAAUCCUUGCAGAGCUCACGGGAAAAGUUUUGGUCAGAGCUCCAGCAUGCUUAAGAGCCGGCGUACAGGAGGAAAAGCACACAAGUGCUUGGUUUGUGGGAAAUUCUUUCUUUCCAGCUCAAAGCUCAUCAUUCACCAGAGGACCCACACUGGGGAGAAGCCGUAUGAAUGUUCAUCUUGUGGGAAAACAUUCCGGUCCAGCUCAGUGCUUUACCGUCACCAGAGGAUCCACACUGGAGAGAAGCCGCAUAAAUGCCCUGUCUGCGGGAGGAGAUUCAGUAGCAAUUCAAACCUUAAUCGACAUCAGAGAAUCCACACAGGGGAGAAACCGUACAAGUGUUCGGAAUGUGGGAAAAGCUUCAUCCAGAGAGCCAACCUGAAUAAGCAUCAUAAAAUCCACACGGUGGAUGGGAAGAGUGGGGAAAAUUUCAGUAUGAGCUGAAACCUCACUGUGUGUGACAUGUUUGAGCACAUGAGAAAGCCAUUUAAAAGAUGGGAUUGUGCAAAGACACGUUUCAGAGGAUUAUUUCAGAAAAGGACACACAAAGUAAUCCCUGCCAUCAAUUUGUCAAACAAUCCCAGAGGUCUCUUGAACUGCUUCCUGUUCUGGAUGCUUUGAUGAAGUGUAGGAUAUAGCAUGGGGACAAGGGGGGGCACAACAGUGAGUGCUAUCCACUUACAGCUUACAGUUGCUGACUAUUUGGGAGCAUGGCUGGCAAGAUUCACCUUGUGACUUUUUGCAUGAAGACAUUUGCAUCCGCUUGCAUUAGCUGUCUAAUAAAUGAGGCCUUGGUUUGGGUGCAAUACAAGAUUGACAGCUGCCAGGCAUGGUCUAUUUUUGGCAGUGUUUGGGGCUAUAUUGUAUGCCAUUAUGGCAUAAAAGUGAGAUAUUUUAGGUGUAAAAAUGUAAUUUCAGCUGCACCCUGAAUGGGAAAAAUACUUCUUUUUACAUACUUUUUCCUAUUUUAAUACUGUCUUUCUUCAAAAUGUCACCCAAGGCAGUUCAGAGUCUAAACAAGUUCCUCUUUUUUUGAGCGAAAGAGAGGAGCCCACCAAUAACAUGGAAAAAAGCAACAGGCAAAGUCAGUGGUCGAUGCAAUUGCAAUGUAACCAAUAGUUCCCAACGUGUUUCAGUAUUUAAAUCUGGGAAAAUCAUCCAGCAGUUAGAUAAGGGAAGACUGCUGCUCAGUGGCAGAGCUCCUGCUUUGCAUGCAGCAGGUCCCAAGUUCAAUCCCUGGCGUCUCUACACAGGGCUGGGAAUAGACUCCCUGCCUGAAACCCUGGAGAACUGCUGCGAGUCCCUGUAGACAGUACUGGUCUAGGUGGGCCAGUGGGUCUGAUUCAGUAUAGGGCAGCUUCCUGGACAUGAAAUUGAGGGAGUCUCCAGAGAUCUAGAAGGCUGCUCAGGGACACAGCUCUUCAGUGAAUGAAAUAUUAGAUGGAUGCAGCAGCUUCUCUAUUGAUGUGAACACUUCCCCCUGACAGAUGUUCAUGCAGUAUGUGUCAGGAACUAUUUAUUAAAUUGCAGUUGCAGCUUACCCAGUCAUAUUUUUUCCUCGUGGUUUGACUACAGUUUCACUUUAAAAGCUUCCGUGUGACCUCUAAGAAUGUUGUUUUUAAAACAAUGGAUUGUCUACUCUGAGUGGGAUUAAUGCGGCUGCAGCCCAGUGUUUCUGACCUACUUUUUAAAAUAACCCUAGAGCUUAGAUAGGCAGCCUAUCUGCCAACACAGGAUACAAGUGGCAGCCAUGAACUGUUACCCUAAAGUGGAUGAUAUACUACGGCAAGGAAGGGGAGCCUGUGACCCUCCAGGUGUUGUUCAUCUUCCAUCAGCCCCAACCAGCAUGGCCUAUGUCAGGAGCGGGAAACCAUUGGCUCUUCAGACAUUGCUGAACUACUACUCUCAUCAGGCCCAGCAAGCAUGGCCAAUGGACAGGGAUGAUGGGAGUUGUAGUUCAGCAACAUCUGGAGGGCCAAAGGAUCCAGACACCUGGCCUAUUGUCAGGGAUGAUGGUCCAACAAAAUCUGAAGGGCCACAGAUUCCUCACCCCUGUACUAAGGGAAACCAAAAGUGAGCCUUCUAAAAUCAGAAGUGAUUGGUGGUGGGACGGGGGAAGAGAGAAAAGCAUAGGAAUGUGGUAGUGGUGAACUUCCCAGGGACACCUGGGUGGCCAGAGCUGGUGAUGGACUGGAUGGAUGUUGGCCUGCUGCUGGAAAGCAGUUCUUUGAUUCUCCUUUGGAAGGGGCAUUUUCAUUAGUCCUCUACCAACAGAAUAAUCCUAUCUCUGGAGCAAAGCACCAACAAGGCCCAGUUCAAAUGAGCAAGGACUGGACUCGCUGAACAUUUUAUCUUAAUGAGAAUUGGUUGAAAUAACUGGUUGGUUGGUUUCCUCCAAAGAAGGGUUUCCAGUCCCCAAAUAUAACCAAUUCUCACCCAAGGAUGAUCCGAAGGAUAGAAAUCUGCAGGUAGCUCUUUCAAUGUGUGGUUGGCUCCUUUGUUGUCUGCGAAUUGUAAGGGAUCUGUGGUGGGGCAGGGUGAACUAGUGGAUCCUUCAUUCUAUUAUACAUAGGUUAGGCUUACAUGGCUAGGUGGAGUCAUUGGGUGCCAGAGACAGGAAAACAUACUUCUUUCAAGGGAAGUUCUCAUUGUCAAGGAGAAACCCGGUGGCAAGAGGAAGGAGAGAACAAAAUCCACAACUUGCUUCCUAGGAGGGCCUCGCUAGGUAAAAGGUGUGACCAGCCACCCUCUGUGGGGAGAAAGGCCCAGACAACAACACACAUAAUUUAAGAGUGGACUGACUGGGGCUUUGUUUCCCCCCCUUGGGCUCUUAUGGGAUUCUUCUUCUCUUUA
Messenger RNA from Rhineura floridana, 4444 nucleotides. Its product is annotated as zinc finger and SCAN domain-containing protein 23-like. Gene Ontology annotation, molecular function: RNA polymerase II cis-regulatory region sequence-specific DNA binding; DNA-binding transcription factor activity, RNA polymerase II-specific. Lineage: Eukaryota; Metazoa; Chordata; Lepidosauria; Squamata; Rhineuridae. The record is from RefSeq and is a predicted model, not a curated record. Gene Ontology annotation, biological process: regulation of transcription by RNA polymerase II. The coding region runs from base 413 to 2035 and encodes 540 amino acids. The transcript is spliced from 4 exons.